Messenger RNA from Meloidogyne enterolobii, 363 nucleotides. The record is from the annotation of a GenBank genome assembly. Lineage: Eukaryota; Metazoa; Nematoda; Chromadorea; Rhabditida; Meloidogynidae.
UUUUUGACUGCUACAAUUCCCUAUGUUUUUCUUAAUCAUCCUAGGCACGAUACUCUUUACAAGUUAAUUAUCAUGCAUAUUGAAACUUCAACCGAUUUUCAUCUUAUGGUGGAUAAAUUCAAGUUUCAUUACCUCAAUUGGCGUCCUUUUACUGUGAGCGAGAGAGCGGAGAAUGUUGAAAAGAAAAGAUUUAAUGGAUAUGGUUUUACUAAAUAUGAACUUUCAAAUAUUCACAAUCCAAAUGUGAAGUUUCUUGUUCAAUGGGUACACAAAGACAAUUUUGAUGUGCGUGUUCAGCCUUGUAUUUUGAUUGAAAGAAUGAAGGGACAGGAGAUUAAAUCGCUUCUUGAUGAGUAUAAUUAA